Microthlaspi erraticum is the source of this 1218-nucleotide messenger RNA. Lineage: Eukaryota; Viridiplantae; Streptophyta; Magnoliopsida; Brassicales; Brassicaceae. The record is from the annotation of a GenBank genome assembly.
AUGAGCGAGUUGCCUGAUGACUUGCUGGUUAAGAUAUUAUCGUUUCUUCCUACAAAAUCUACCGUCUCCACAAGCAUUUUGUCGAAACGAUGGGAGUUUCUUUGGAUGUGGUUGCCUAAACUUGAGUACGAUGAGUACUAUGAAAUCACUGGUCCAAAGUCAUCAUGGUUGAGGUAUGAGGAAUUUAUUGACAAGAAUCUGCCAUUGCAUAGAGCUCCGGUCAUAGAAAGCUUGCUCCUCAGAUUUUGUUAUAUUAGAUUAAGUCAACCCGAGAAAAUCAAACAAUGGGUUGGGAUUGCGGUUUCUCGCUUGGUGCGUGAGCUAAGUAUAAGCUAUUUUUGUUUCAAUCGCAAAGUCGAUGAUGUAUUAUCAUUGCCGAGUAGUUUGUAUACAUGCAAUUCCCUCAUGACGUUGAAACUUCAAGGCAACAACAUUCUUGUGGAUGUUCCUCAAGUUGUUUGUCUCCCUUCCUUGAAGACCUUGAAACUUCAGGGUUUUGCAAUCUUAAAUGAAGACUCUCUUCGUCUGCUUCUAUCGCAUUGCCCUGUUCUUGAAGAUUUGUGUAUUGAACUUGAUGAUGAGGAUGGCAAAGUGAGAGCCUUAGUUGUUAACGUCCCGUCUUUGCAGAGGUUGUCCUUGGAGAUUGAUAGCGAACGUUCUUCUUCUGAUGGCUAUGUGAUAGUGACCCCUUGUUUGAAGUAUCUCAAAAUUGUGGAUUACAGAGAGUUUCCCUCCUAUAUGAUUGAGCCUAUGCCAAAGCUGGAAGAGGCUGAUAUUGAAGUUACGGAAGAUAUUGAGACGAUUCUCGAACCGAUCACAUCAGUCAGACGUCUUUCAUUAAACCCAUGGUUCAGCUGUGCAGGAGAGUUUGCGUAUCCUGUUGGUAUUGUCUUUAGCCAGCUUGAACAUUUGAAGCUAUGUAUAUGCAGCGAAAAUUGGUCCACGUUGCUUCUCUGGUUGCUCGGAAUUUCUCCUAAACUGCGAGUACUCAACGUCUAUGUCGAUGGAGAUCCAACUUUUGAAAAGUUUGAUCCGGUUAUCUGGAAGAAUAAACAAAGCUCUGCUCCUGAAUGUUUGUUGAGUAGUCUGGAAAUUUUUGAGUUUAGAGGUUUCAUGGGGACACAAGAAGAGAGAGAUUUCUUGAGUUUCUUCUUCAAACACGCUUCUUGCUUGAAGUCUACAUCAAUCAUUGAUCGUAAAACACAAUUAGGUAUUUAA